AAUAGCAUGGAAGUUAGUAACAAUCAAGAUGGCUGCUACCAACUCGAAUAUAUCCAGUGAUAGUCCAACCAAGAAGGAGGACGAAUUCAAUGAAUUUUAUUCCGAAGUGAAAGAAAUAGAAAAAAGAGAUUCGGUAUUAACUCCCAAACAACAAAUUGACAGACUACUUCGACCUGGCUCGUCGUAUUUUAAUUUAAACCCUUUUGAAGUAUUACAAAUUGAUCCAUCCACGUCUAUAGAUGAAAUAAAAAAGAAAUAUCGACGUAUGUCAAUUCUUGUGCAUCCUGAUAAAAACCAAGAUGACGCAGAACGUGCACAACAAGCAUUUGAAAUUGUUAACAAAGCAUGGAAAACAUUGGAAAACGAAGAAACUAGAGCUAAAUGCAUGGAUGUUAUAGAAGAAGCAAAAGCUAGAACGGAUCAUAUGAUUGUAGAAAAGAAGAAAAAACUGAAAAAAGAGGGAAAAACAGAAAGUGCAAAUAUACUUGAAGAGGAAACAGAAGAAGGUUAUAGACAUGCAGUUUGGGUUAUGACAAUGAAACUCUUUGCUGACAUGGAGAGAAGAAGAAGGGAAUUAGCUACUAGAGAUGCAGAACAACGUAAAAGGAAACGGGAAGAAGAGCUAUCUGCAGAAGCACAAGCUGCAUUAGAACGUGAGUGGCAAAAAAAUUUUGAAGAAUCUCGACAAUCAAGAGUUGAUAGUUGGAAAGCUUUUCAGUCUGGUGCUAGUGCCACAAAACAAAAGAAAGCAAAAAAAUUAAAAGCUUUCAGGCCUCCUAAAACGAAAGCUGAAUCACGAUAAUUAAGUAACUGUUCCUGACACCUGACAUAGAUUCUUUUAUUUGAUCAGCAUUUCAUAUUUCUUGCAAAAAAAGUAGUUUAGAUAGCAUGUUUUCACUAUGUGACAGAUUAUUGAUUUCAUUAGAACUAAUUGGAAUUGUUCUCAUUUAAAAUUCGUUUCUUAAUUAAGAAUUUGUUAUUUAAAACUAGUUAAAAAAUUAAAAUCAGGUGUCAAAGUAGAGAAUGAAUUGUAAACAGAGUGAUGAGUACAUUGAGCAGCAAAGUGUGAGAAUGAUUAGUGUAUGUAUCGUUCACAAAUAAUUUGUGUGUUUGUUGAAUCUACAUGUAUGUAUGAACGUACAUAGUUGUGAUAUAUUUACAUGGCCCGAAUAAGUUCAACUUUAAAUAAAAGCUUGGUCUAAUGAAA
Molecule: messenger RNA, 1207 nt
Organism: Bombus pyrosoma
Lineage: Eukaryota; Metazoa; Arthropoda; Insecta; Hymenoptera; Apidae
Product: dnaJ homolog subfamily C member 8
Exons: 6
Coding region: 29-802 (257 amino acids)
Cellular component (GO): nucleus
Source: RefSeq, a predicted model, not a curated record